UUCUGUUGUUUUAGUGCAAGUUUACAAAUCGGCCACUCGUUACGUUUCACGCACGGGACGCGCCUCUCCUGUAUGUAUGUAUGUGUGUGUGUGUAUGUGUGUGCGGGGGAGGACAGGACGGCGUUGAAAUGAAAGCCAUCCCAGUGAACAAUUAGAGCAGCAGAUUGACAGGUGGGCUUUGACUGUCAGGGUGACGCUUGUGGAGGGGUGGAGUAAAGGAGAGGCCGGAAAGGCAGCUGGAUGUGUCUGUCUAUCAGUGGGAGCUGUCUGAACGCACCGCGCAUCACCAAUGUGCGCACAUUUCACUGCGGAGAAUAUCCAGGGACGCUCGAUGCGCUCGUUAGAAUAAAUACCAAUAAACACAAAAAGCAGGGAAACAACCAGACACAGUCUGCGGCUCAGAGGGCGGGUCUGCUCGCUGUGUUUUCUGAUGACUUUCUGAGGAAUUCGUCAAGUGUCCAUGUUGACAAUCGGACGGACAGCGUAUAUAUCGUAGCCGGAGGUUGGAGACCGGGAGCUGGCACCUGGACGGACGGACGGGAGGGAAGAGAAAACACUAGAGCGGCGCAGUUUGGACUCGUCUCCAGAAAACGCAAGAAGAACAGAAGGAGCUCCGUUUUCUCCACUUUUACCCGUGAACAGAGGUAUGAAACAGUCCUGUGAGGGGGUGUAAACCGAUUUUGAUGGAAGCGCGGCGAGGCGAGGGGCUCCGGCUGCUGUCCACAAACACCCCUCGAUAGACUGAGAUCGGAGCUUUUCCGACAGUUUUUCACCCACCCAGCCCGCGAUGAGUUUCUGUGAUCGGCAGAAGUUAACGGACGAGCCCCCAGUUUGCUUUUAAAUAAUCUGUAAUCUACAUUUUCUCAGCGGACAUAUCGAGUCUGAAAUGAUCAGCAGAGAUUAAACCUCCACUUGCAUCGAUUAGAAAAGACUUCUUUACCCCUGCGAGGGAUCUACACUUUGAUUCAGUCAUCCCGCUGAAGAAGAACCGAGGAAACGCUGCUGGCUGUUUAAUUUUUUUUUUUUAUUAUCUCCUCCCGUUGCACCGGUUUCCUCUCCCAGCUUGUCCGCUAUUUUGAUCUCUGCAUGAAAAGUCAAGCGGAAAGUCUUACAGCAGCAUGCCGAGGAGAAAGCAGCAAGCACCGCGGCGGUCAGCAGAGCAAGACCUCAGCAACACUUAUGGACCUGAGGAUGAAUUUAAACUGGAUAAGACUGAUGAAGAGGAACAUCUACAAGAUGACGGCCUUUCUCUGGAUGGACAAGAUGCAGACUAUCUUUUCAAUGAUGAUGAGGAUGCAAGAGAUCAUUUUAGCUGCCAAAACUCUCCACUCAGCAAUGGCACUAACCCAGAUGCUGGGUAUGCCUCUCCACUCAGCACCACCAGUGAUCAACUGGUGGACCUUAAAACCACGUCCUCCUUUAAUGACCAGGACAAGGUAAAGGAGAAGCUAGGGGAGAGUACAGAGUCCAUCAAUGGCCUCUCGCUACAGGACAGUCUGGCACAAAUGAAAGCCGUCUAUGCAAACCUGAUCUCUGAUGCCUCCUGGUCCAGCAUUGCUCUGGAUAUGCUUAAAAAUAAACAAGGGAACAAUUACGCAGCUAGCAACAGCAAUGGGAGCAAUCACAAAGGGAGCAAUGGGUUCCUGACCAGUCACAGCCCAGGCAGCAUCCAUUUGAAGAGCAGAUGUAGCACUAGCCAUGCCUCAGCCACUACUAAUAUUACCACCAGCAGUACUACCACCAGAACAGUGUCAAGCAACAGCAACAGUGGCACCAGUGUAAGCUCUGGCAGCACAGGAGGAUUAGCCUAUGACUGGCACCAGGCAGCGUUGGCCAAAACCCUACAGCAUACACCAUACCAACUCCUUCCUGAGCCGAGCCUUUUCAGCACCGUGCAGCUGUACAGGCAAAACAAUAAGCUCUAUGGCCCUGUGUUUACGGGUGCCAGCAAGUUUAGGUGCAAGGACUGUAGUGCAGCCUAUGACACUUUGGUUGGCCUGACGGUGCAUAUGAACGAGACAGGCCACUACCGUGAUGACAAUAAAGAUACAGAGGAUGAUCGAAGCAAGAAGUGGUCAAAACCACGUAAGCGUUCCCUGAUGGAGAUGGAGGGGAAAGAAGAUGCCCAGAAAGUUCUUAAAUGCAUGUACUGUGGUCACUCUUUUGAAUCCUUGCAAGAUCUCAGUGUUCACAUGAUCAAAACAAAACACUAUCAGAAAGUGCCUCUAAAAGAACCAAUGCCAGCCCUCACCUCAAAGCUGGUACCCCCAACCAAAAAAAGAGCAUUUCAAGACUUGAUGUCCCCGAGCUCACCAGAGUCUGUCUCAUCUGGCAUACUCCUGGGAGAGUCUCCCAAAGACCAAAAAGUGGCCAAUCCUUAUGUCACUCCAAACAAUCGAUAUGGUUACCAAAACGGUGCCAGUUAUACUUGGCAGUUUGAGGCACGCAAGGCACAAAUUCUUAAAUGCAUGGAAUGUGGCAGUUCACAUGACACCUUGCAACAACUGACAGCCCAUAUGAUGGUCACAGGGCACUUUCUUAAAGUAACCAACUCUGCCUCUAAAAAGGGUAAGCAGUUAGUUUUUGAUCCUGUUGUUGAGGAGAAAAUUCAGUCAAUUCCUCUGCCACCAACUACCACACGACUCCCAUCAUCCAAUGGGAAGUCACAGCCUGGCUCACCGCUGCAGCCGACUAGCCCUGAUGAGGAACAUGAAGACAAGAAAGAUGAAGAAGCAGAGGAAGCAAAAAUGGAAUUCAGGGAACCAGAGAAAAAAAUAAAAGAGGAGAAAGAAGACCCCCCUGAAAAAGCUGAAAAACAUGGAAAAACGAGAUCUUACCAAUAUCUGAGAGAAGAAGACUUGGAAGAGGCACCUAAAGGUGGCUUGGACAUCCUAAAGUCUUUAGAGAAUACUGUUUCAAGUGCAAUCAGCAAGGCCCAAACUGGCACACCAACCUGGGGUGGAUACCCCAGCAUUCAUGCUGCUUAUCAGCUCCAUGGAUCCUUGAAGUCUACCUUGCCUUCAUGUGCACAGGUUCAACCUUUGUUCAGCAGCAACAGUUUAAAGGUACUUUCCUCUGAUAUAGGCACUCUGAUCCAUUCACCAAACAGCCCCUCUCCACCCCCAAGUCACAAGAACAACGUGCUGGCCAUGGAGGAGCUAGUUGAGAAAGUGACAGGGAAAAGUUCAGUAAAGAAUGAAAAAGAGGAUAAACCUCUAGAGAAUAAGUGCAGGUCUGCAAAGUCUCCAUUGCCAAAUCCUAAGGAAAAACGGGCUUCACCCAAUCCAGAACACCUCUCAAAAGGAGUGAAAAAUACUGCAGUAGAAACCCAGACUGAGUUGAGAAGCAAAGAAGGAGAGCAGACAGAAAGUAAAGUAGAGACACAGAUAAAAAGUGAAGUUGAUUCACCAAAAAGGCCUGUAAGCAAUGGCUGCAAUAACCUGAGCAUCAUCACAGAUCACUCACCUGAACAACCACUUGUAAACCCUCUCAGUGCUUUGCAGUCUAUCAUGAACAACCAUUUGGGGAAAGCUGCAAAAGUGGCCACCCCAUUCAUAGACCCCUUUGCAAUGCUUUAUAAGAUCAACAACAACUCUGCUCAGAUGAAGUCAGCAGAGCCUGUGAGCCAUGAUGAUGAUGAUCAGCCCAUGGACUUGACAAAAUCCAAAAAUACCAAUGGAAGUACACCUAAGGGUAUUUCGUCACCAAACAGCAAUGAGAGCGUAAACAACAGCAAACCUGUUUUCAAAACCUUCUCACAGUCUUCAUCUCCACCUCUGCGGGAGAAUGCUUUGAUGGAUAUUUCAGACAUGGUAAAAAAUCUGACGGGCCGUUUGACACCAAAGUCUACGACCCCUUCUUCCAUCUCUGAAAAAUCAGACAUUGAUGGGUGUACAUUUGAGGACAGCUUGGAGGAGCUGUCUCCCAUCCAAAGGCGAAAAGGUCGACAGUCAAACUGGAAUCCACAGCAUCUCCUGAUUCUUCAGGCCCAGUUUGUCUCUAGUCUUAGGGAGACUCCUGAUGGAAAGUUUGCAAUUAGUGACUUGGGACCCCAGGAACGGGUCCACAUCUGUAAAUUCACUGGUCUCUCCAUGACUACUAUCUCACAUUGGCUGGCCAAUGUAAAAUACCAAUUAAAGCGGACAGGGGGAACAAAAUUCCUAAAAAAUAUUGACUCUGGCCAUCCUCUGUUUUUGUGCAGUGACUGUGCUUCCCAGUUCAGGACUCCCUCCUCGUACAUUCAUCAUUUGGAGUCCCACCUUGGGUUUACCCUUAAAGAUCUCUCAAAGCUUUCCAUAGAUUUAAUAGAGCAGCAAGCAGUCAGCAGGUUAGAGGACAAGACUUUCAUUUCCUCUGGACUUACAGAAGAAGACACUGGCUCAGUUUAUCAGUGCAAACUGUGUAAUCGGACAUUUGUGAGCAAACAUGCAAUCAAAUUGCACCUUUGCAAAACACAUGGGAAGUCUCCAGAGGACCAUCUUAUCUUUGUGAAAGAGUUGGACAAGUUUGACAAACAAUGAAGAUAAAGCUGAUAGCAUGACAGAUUAACUGUUGCACUAUAACUCUAAGCUACAAUUUGUCAUAACGGAUAGUGCCACAACUGUAUUGAGCAUUGUUAUAACAUAUAUUAUAAUGAAAACAUGGUAGCUUUAAUACCACAUUCUGUAAUUAUUCAGUUAUUCAUAAAUGAGAAAGCCUCGCAUUGCAGAGGCGCAAAGCUACGUUGUAAAAGUUGGUGACAUAAACGUACCAAAUUGGUGCAUCAGCCAUGGCACUAUGUAGUCACUGACUGAUUGUUGCUUUCCUAAUGCACUGCAUCUUAUCUGAGCCUUUGGAAAAAGUCCAUCUGUUGUUUUAAAACUGGACCAUGCUCUUAUUUUGAUCACUGUUUUUGAAUGAUUUUUUUUUCUUUAAGAUAAAUAUAUUUCAACACAACUUGCAUAUUAUUUAUGAGACAGUCUGUGCAUGUUUUAUGUAAAACCGUGAGCAUAUUGUGUCUAAUGAAAUUUCAACCACGAUGAGAAAACUGAUCCCUGUUUAACAAAUUGCAAUUGUAGAUGUUUAUAUGAAGGUAUAUGCUAAAGAAAGUAGCCACAUGAAAGAUGAUGUUUCAGCACUUUAAGGAAGUGUAAAUUGAUGAAGAAAUGUAUGGGGAAAAAUGACAACACAUCGCCCUUUUGAUUUGAAAUUACCUUGAUCAACAUGGCAAUUUGGGGGACUAACUAUGAUAUUGUUUUGUAUUUGCCAUUAAAUCACAGAAAUUCUUACACAAUGUUUAGAAUAUUUGUUUCUCUAGUAAAAUAUCAUUUCCUGGUUGUUUCAACAUGUACAGUAUUUGCGUUAGUAGGCUACCAAUUUUAUUAUUGUGAAGCUACAGUUGUAAAAUUAAUGAAGUUUAAAACUUAUUGUAUGAAUAAUCAGCAAGUAUGUAUACAUGUAUGUCAGCAUAUCUUGCUCUUUACAGUUCAACAUUAUUUGUACUGUGUGCAUUUUUAUAAUGUUAUUUUCUAGACAAAUAUGGGGGGAAAUGUAUAAAAGUAUAGAAUAUUGUCGGACCACAAAGUCCUUUUUCAGUGAAAAGUAGGUCCUUCAAUGUGGUUUACAUAAAAUGACAGAACUUUACUGGCAUCUGCUCUGAUGUAUGGUACUGUACAUAACAUUGAAAAAAAAAACAAAAAAAGAAAUUCUCACCCAGUGAUAGAUUUCCAGGUUUUAUCAUCAACCUGAUUAUUCAGAAUGGCUUUCUUUUAUCCUCGGUUGUAAAAUAAACUCCAUGUCUUGGAUUAAA
This is a messenger RNA of Larimichthys crocea (large yellow croaker), 5788 nucleotides long. It is a transcript of the gene tshz1, whose product is annotated as teashirt zinc finger homeobox 1. The transcript has 4 exons. Gene Ontology annotation, molecular function: DNA binding; DNA-binding transcription factor activity, RNA polymerase II-specific. The coding region runs from base 1119 to 4520 and encodes 1133 amino acids. Lineage: Eukaryota; Metazoa; Chordata; Actinopteri; Sciaenidae. Gene Ontology annotation, cellular component: nucleus. The record is from RefSeq and is a predicted model, not a curated record. Gene Ontology annotation, biological process: regulation of transcription by RNA polymerase II.